This is a messenger RNA of Lutra lutra (Eurasian river otter), 6320 nucleotides long. It is a transcript of the gene FASLG, whose product is annotated as Fas ligand. Gene Ontology annotation, biological process: immune response; extrinsic apoptotic signaling pathway via death domain receptors; apoptotic process. Bases 2946 to 3779 code for a protein of 277 amino acids. The transcript is spliced from 4 exons. Gene Ontology annotation, cellular component: membrane. Lineage: Eukaryota; Metazoa; Chordata; Mammalia; Carnivora; Mustelidae. Gene Ontology annotation, molecular function: tumor necrosis factor receptor binding. The record is from RefSeq and is a predicted model, not a curated record.
UUAACCCACUGAGCCACCCAGGCGCCCCCUGUUAUUGUCUCUUACGGGGUUUAUUUCUCCAUGACUUAGCCAACAUAUGACAUUCGGUGACAUUAUCGAAGAGGAAUUACCGCUGUUUAAAGACUGCUCUCUGUCUCCGUUUCCGUUCAGAGUCUCCCCAGGAUCUGAGGACACUGGAUGGGUUGGGGGAGAUAUUUAUGAUUCUGAUUCCUCCUAUGGGAUUAUAUCAAGAAACAGGGCGGGGGGAGAUGUGAAAUAUAACAUCAUUCUUACUGAAAAAUGCUCGAAGCUUCUGUGAGAGUUUGAGAGAGAAAAGCAGAGAGGAUCUUAGCCUGAAACAGAUGGGUCCAUCAGUCCACUGGUGAAACGUCUGAGUUCCUAGUUGUUGGGCAUUCCCUUGUCCUGUUUCCUGCCACCUGCCUCCCCUCUGCACCUUGAUUUACCCUCCGUGGAAGGCUGAAACGUAGGUCACGUCUACAGAUGGUUUGCACGCGGGGAGAUUUGCUACACUUACCACAACAGUGAGGGCAACGUUUGCUGAGAGCUUACUUUGAUUCUAAGCACUAUUUUAAGUGUAUCAGGUGCUUUGACCAGUGCUCACAGUGCCUGUGGAAUCCGUUCUGUUCUGUUUGGGUCCAUUUUUAUAGACAAGAACACUGUGGCUCCGAGGAGGGGCAGUGGCCUGUCUAGCUCACACAGCUUGUAAGUGGAAGAACUGGGAUCUGCCCCGGGCAGUUUAGCCCCAGAACCACAAAUCCCUAAGCAUCGUGCAACGCUCUCUCUCCACCCAUCCCCGAUGUGGUGUGUUUUUUCACUCAUCUGAAUCUGCCACUGUCAGUAAAAUUUUUCUAGUAUAAAAAAGAUGAUCCUACACAAUUUUUGUCAGAGUUGUCUCAGGGUACUUUCAAGGUUUUUUUUGUUUUUGGUCCUUUUUUUUUUUUUUUUUGGUUGUCUGUAUGGUAGAAUUCUUAACUUAUACAUUCUGAUGAUUACUUCUGAACUUGAAACUUGCCAUUUUUCACAACUAUGAGUAAACCCAUGUGUGACUUCAAAAGCACAUUAGCUCUGCCCACCUCGAAAAGAGAGUGAGACGCUCGUGCAGUUGUUCUGCUCCCAACUGUCACGCUGUCUCCAGAGCGCAGAGUGGGAUGUGGGCAGAAGUGUCUGGAGAGGAGGCAGUGCUGGCUGUUGGACUCUAACGGGAAGGAGCCCUGUGUGUCCCGCUAGGGAAUUUGGUUUCAAACCUUCCAGCACAAGGUGUUAGGCGAGAAGGCGAGAUCUCUGAGUGUGUUUUUAUCGGCAUGGUUCUUGCGUCAUUCUGCGGGGUGAUUUGUGCUCGGGAAGGCUGGUGGGGGGGAGCAGUUGGGGUGUCACUGAACUACGGCAGGUGACAGCUAGUCGACGUCUGACCUAAGACAAUAACAGGAAAAAUAGAAAUGGUGAGAGUGUGCUGAUGUGAGAAACAGGCUCGGGGAAAAUCAACCGGCUGGGUUCAGAUGCUGCGGGAGAGAAAAACAGAGGACUUGAAGUUGUCACCACAAAGACUGACGUCAAGUGAAACAGGUAGUAUGGGAGGGGGCAGGUGGAAAGAGUGUGGCAGGGAACUAAAUCUGGUGUUGCCUUGGCGGAGAUGGAGAGCCAGAAUGGUAGGUGCAGAAAUGCCCAGCAUGAUGGAAAGGCUAAUGAGAUCUGAACAGUGGCGUUCUCCGGUGAAAUGGAAAAGCGGGUUUUAUGAGCGGUUGGGGGUUCGUUUGGGAGUGUGUUUAGGACUGCAGCCAAGCAUCUGGGAGUCACGGGCACAUAAGUAAUACUCAAAGCCAGAGAAAAGGGUGAGGGCUGUCCAGAUAGGGUUCCCAUCUUUAGUAAAAGACAAAUAGGACAAUCAGUUAAAUGUGAACAUCAGAAAAACGAUAAAUAACUUUUUAGUGUAUCCCAUAUAACGUUUAGGAUAUACUUAUCCUAAAAAUGAUUUAUUAUUAUUUUUUAUCCUAAAAAGGAUUCACAUUUCUUUAUGUGAAAUUCAAAUUUGGGCACCAUGUAUUACACAUGACAACUGUAUCACAGGCUGCAAACGAAGGCCUGCGGGGACUGAUGGCCAUUGCCCGGCCAGGGGGCCAGGGGGCCAGGGGGCCAGUGAUGCACAGGGAGCGUGGGCGGGCCAGCGGGAGACCUGCGGCAGCCCGGGGGACUGGGUUCGGCUGACCUCUGGGGUGUCCAGUAUUCUAAUGCUUCAAAACAUACUAAAAUACAUAUAUAUAUAUAUGUAUUUUAGUGCAGACUAUCCCAAUUUUAAAAGGGACCACAGUGAAGAGAAAAAACAUAGUGAGGUCUAUGGGUUCCACAAGGCAUUUCAGCCACUGGUUUGCAGCCUCUGAUCCAAUCCCCAGAGAGGGGGUGGGGCAGAUUUUACCCCACACGUUAUAGUGCUUUGCUGUGUGAGGGUAAAUAGUACUAAGGUGUGGGGAAAGGAUGCAGCAAGGGGUCGAUUCCCUGAGCAAAAGGUAAGAUGUGGGCAGGUCUCUGCUGUCUUCCACCCCACAGUCUCGCCCCCUGGGACCUGGACACCCCCCUCCCGGCCUCUGGCAGGUGGACAGAGCCCACCGGCCUGCGCCCAUGCUACCAGCCCUCGCGGGGCCUGAGAAAGACCAGGCUCUCCUGUGGCAGGCGGCGGGGACUCUGCGUGGGGCCCUGCAGGCCUCACCAGAGAACUGUGGGCGGAAACUUCCCGAGGUUUGCUCUGCCUCUGGUUGAGGCUUCUCAGCUUCAGAUGCAAAGUCAGUGGGUGUCUCUGAGAAAGACAGAGGAGGAAAGAGAGCGACAGAGAGGUGUUCCCUGGGGUUCUGGAAACUAUAAAGAGCGAGCCGGCUCUCCUGCUCUCCAGCAGACAGACAGCCGUGCCGGCCCGGCCUGGACACCUGCGCUGGGGGCCAGCCCGACCCACUGCCAUGCAGCAGCCCCUGAAUUACCCCCUGUACCCCCACAUCUACUGGGUGGACGGCAGCGCCAGCUCCCCCUGGGCGCCUCCGGGCUCCGUCCUCCCGUGUCCGUCCUCUGUGCCCGGGAGGCCUGGGCCGAGGAGGCCGCCGCCACCACCGCCUCCGCCGCCACCAUCACCGCCCCUGCCUCCGGUGCCCCUGCCGCCUCUGAAGACGCCGAGGGACCACAACACAGGCCUGUGUCUCCUUGUGAUGUUUUUCAUGGUGCUGGUGGCCCUGGUUGGCCUGGGGCUGGGGCUGUUUCAGCUCUUCCACCUGCAGAAGGAGCUGGCGGAGCUCAGAGAGUCCACCAGCAAAAGUCAUACAGCAUCGUCUUUGGAGAAGCAAAUAGGUCAACCCAAUCUGCCCUCUGAAAAAAGGGAGCUGAGAAAAGUGGCCCAUCUAACAGGCAAGCCCAACUCAAGAUCCAUCCCUCUGGAAUGGGAAGACACAUAUGGAAUUGCCCUUGUCUCUGGGGUGAAGUAUAAGAAGGGUGGCCUUGUGAUCAAUGAUACUGGGCUCUACUUUGUGUAUUCCAAAGUGUACUUCAGGGGUCAGUCCUGCAACAACCGGCCCCUGAAUCACAAGGUCUAUUUGAGGAACUCUAAGUAUCCCCAGGAUCUAGUGCUGAUGGAGGGGAAGUUAAUGAACUACUGCACUACUGGCCAGAUGUGGGCCCGCAGCAGCUACCUGGGGGCAGUAUUCAAUCUCACCAGUACUGACCAUUUAUAUGUCAAUGUGUCUGAACUAUCUCUGGUCAGUUUUGAGGAAUCUAAGACCUUUUUUGGCUUAUAUAAGCUCUAAGAAAAGCACUUUGGGAUUCUCUCCACAUGGUUCCUUGUUACAGGCCCUGAAAAUAUGGUCUUGAAUGACAGUCUUCUUAAGCCCACUUGAGAUCAAGUGAGAAGACAUGAGCCAAGAGUAUCUAGAGACCACAGGGUCCAGCAGAUCUACCGUUCCUCAUCUCAUGAGCCAGACGGGAGGGGGAAUACGACUGAAGAACAUGAGACUUGGGGCUGCCGUGUGAAAUGCAGAGGCAGGAAGAAGCAGCCACCAGGGUGUUCUACACUCAUUUUAAGUGUCCACAAGCAUUUUAACACAUUGAAAAGGACACCUGUUAACUCACCUCUUGGAGUGGGUCUACUAUCUACCUCGGGGUGGCUGUCUUUCAGAUAUGGAUGUGACAUGAGUGUACAAGGGACGGAAAAAGAGGACUAGGCUUGUGUGAUAAGCUAAAGAGACCGAAAGGCCAGUGUCCCUUUGGAAGCAUGUUAACUUCUGAAGGCAGAGCUUGAGCCACCAGGUGACGCUAACAGAGAAGCAAGGGGGAUCUUUGGGGAAGUUGCUCCAUUCCUCACGCAGCAUGUAUAUUUCCAGUGCAAUUUUAGGUGUGUGUGUGUGUGUGUGUGUGUGUGUGUGUGUGUGUGUGUACUCACAUGUAGGUGACUAGAAGAGUUACAUAAGAAGAGACAAUGUGGAACUUGUGAAGGAUAUGUUAGGAAAACAUGGGUUGCAUUUAAUGGUAGAUUUUGAAUACCUCUUGGCAACCAACUCAGUUGUCCUUAAAAUAGUCCUCAAGACUCUUUGAUUGUCACCUGUUGAUGCUGUUCUCCUAUAAUAUAACCAGUAUUUAUACCUUUUGUGUAUUUUAAUAAAAAGAAUACGUGUAAUAAAAAUUAUAUUUUAGAAUACAGGCCAACAUUAUGAAUAUACUUAUUGGAAAUCACUAAAAUUUGUUUUUUUCCCCCUUAUAAUUUCUUUCCUCCACGGCUUCUUCACUCCUUUUGCCUUGAGCCCAUGUUAAGAAGGACUCACUGGAAUGAGCACCGUGAAGCAAAUCCAUCAUUGCCAGACACCCCUCUCCCCAGUCUGUUUCCAUUAUCCAGAGUUUUUUAUUGUCUAUAUUAUUGCCAAUGUUAAGCUCACCUAACUUUCAACAGAUUUGAUGACAACUUCCCCCAGGCUUUCCCGGGAGAAGAGCCAUAGCAUUGUGGAAAGGGUACAUACAGACUUUGGGCUGAAAAACAUGAACUUGAAUCUUUGUUCGUCUACUUUCUAAAUGCAAUCAUGGGGUGAGUCCCUUGACUUCUCUUGGACAAAAAUGACUGAUAUGUAUAUUAAGUAUCUGGUCAUGGCAUCUAUCAGUUUAAUCAUCCACUCGGUGAGAGGUACUUCUAGCUCCAGAAAAAGCCACUGACCGGAGGCCUCCGUCCAAGCACCCAGUUUCUCAGGUUCUACCGUUCCUUCUGUCACAAUGUCCUUUUCCUAAUUUUUUCAACCACUCUCUAACACCCCCUCCCCCUAGACUUUGUCUUUGUUAAAAAUUAUGGUAUUUCCUUUACAAUUUGAUUUUCAGACAUCUUAUUUUCCUAUCAUCUCCUAUAAUUCCAGCUUAAUUGCUCCAACAUUUUGUCUCCAAAAAUGUGUCUAUUUUUACCACAUGAGACUUCUGAUAAACUUGAUCAUUUCCUUACAUAUCCAUCAGCGCCUUCUUUAUCUUCAUUCCUCUCUCUGACAAGCUUUGCAUUGUCACUACCCUCUGUCCUUAUAAUCAGUAUCUUGGAAAAUUUCUCAGUUCCAAAAUAUUCUGCAUCCUUCCCUGUAUUCCCCUUGCAAAAAUCCCAUUUCCUUUGAGCUGGCAUCCUACAAGCUGGAUUUUAAAAGGCCUAAAAAGACAUAGGAUGACAGUAAGUCCUGUUUUCAAUCUGUCCCAUGACCCUAUUCCUGUCCACAGAGACUAUCACAGUCUCCUUAUGUAGCUUUCCAGAGAUGGUCUGUGUGUAUGACAUCAGUGUACAUCUGGGUGUCCCAGCCUUGGUUCCAUUGACAUUCUGAGCUGGAUAACUCUUUGUUGCGGGGUCUGUCCUAUGCACUGUUGUAUGCUUAGCAGUAUCUCUGCCUUCUAUCCCCUAGAUGCUAGCAGCACUGUCCCCUCCUCCGUGUGUGAUAACCAAGAAUAUCUCUAGGCAUUGACAGAUGUGCCCAGGCUGGGGACGGGGAGACAAAAACCAGCCCUACUGGAGAAACACUGCUUUACAUUAGUGAUCACAGAUCUCACAUGGGCAUUCAACACUGCCUACCACUUUUUCCUCAGUUCCCUGCCAACCAGAUUUUUCCACUGUUUGAGACAGUUAUGUCAUACCUUUUCCUUUUGCAAACCCACCAUAUCCCCUCCUCCCACUAUGGAACCUCACUUAACACUAUCAAAACACAAAUCUACCCACAUCUGCACAAUCUCUUUCUUUUAUCCUUACAGCGGAAGAGGAGGAUCAUCUCUUCAUUUGUGCAUUAGAUCCAUUUCUAAUCCCUACGUGCCCUCAUUAAAAUGGUCUCUUCCGGGGGUAC